AUGGAUACAAUGAAAGACCAGAUACAGCCUAUCGCCAUAGUUGGCUUGAACCUCAAGUUCCCCGGAGACGCUACUUCGGCGGAAUCCUUCUGGGAGAUGCUUGAGAAUGCAAGGAACGCAUCAAGCAAGGUGCCCUCAACCCGCUUCAACGUCGAUGCAUUCUAUCAUCCAGACCCUACACGUCUCGACAGUAUGCGUGUUCAAAAGGCCCACUUCAUGAAAGAAGAUCCGCGGGCCUUUGAUGCUGCCUUCUUCAACAUGUCGCCAGCAGAAGCAUCCAUCUUAGAUCCCCAACAGCGCGGGCUCCUCGAGGGCACAUAUCACACCUUUGAAAAUGCUGGCUUAGCAAUGGAGAGAGUUGCUGGGUCCCGCACCUCGGUUUUCUGCGCCUCUUUCGGCCGCGAUAGUGAUGCUAUAGUGGCCCGAGAUCCAGAGUUCCAAUCCCGGUACCAAGCAACGUCCUCAGGGUCGUCUAUGUUGUCAAACCGCAUCAGUCAUUUCUUUGACCUCCGAGGUCCAUCUUUGACGGUGGACACCGCAUGCUCCAGCGGACUGUACGCCCUUCACCUAGCGUGUCAGAGCAUACUCAACGGGGAGUCCGACAUGAGUCUAGUCUGUGGCUCCAACACCUAUCUCACUCCCGAGUGCAUGACUUUCCCCUUGAGCAACGCCGGCUUUCUAUCUCCGGAUGGCCGAUCCUAUAGCUUUGACCACAAAGCCAACGGUUACGCUCGUGGAGAAGGAUACGCAUUCGUCCUUCUCAAGCCGUUGUCCAAAGCUCUGGCGGACGGAGACAUUAUUCGAUCGGUGAUCCGUGCCACAGGCGCAAACCAAGACGGGCGGACGCCGAGUAUCACUCAGCCCAGUGCUGCCGCUCAGGUUGAGCUCAUUCGGAGAACUUAUGCUUCUGGAGGACUGGACCUUUCCGAGACCGAGUACGUGGAAGCUCACGGAACCGGCACACCAGUCGGUGAUCCAAUCGAGGUUUCCGCGAUUGGAGAGGUUUUCAGACCUCAUAGGUCUAGCCCGCUCUGGAUUGGGUCUGUGAAGAGCAAUAUUGGCCAUCUCGAGGGUGCUAGUGGCCUGGCGGGUUUGCUCAAGACAGUCUUCUCGCUCGAGAGAGCCAUUAUACCUCCCAUCGCGGACUUUGAAAAGGUGAACCCAGCAAUCGACGUCAAUGCGCUAGGCGUUCAGUUUCCAACACGCUCUACGGCUUGGCCUGCCACUCCUUCUGGGAUCCGCCGGGCUUCAGUAAGCUCGUUCGGGUAUGGCGGAUCUAAUGCACAUGUCGUAUUGGAUGAUGCAUACAACUAUCUUCGGAUUCGAGGCCUUACUGGAAACCACCUAUCCGUGGCCAAGUCGAAUGACUCUCACAAGCCAUGUGUUGCGAACAGCAGCACCUCAAUUGGAACAGUCGAAGAUCAGGCUCCAGACGCCGGCAUCUCUGAUUCCGUUUCAGAUGUUUCUGAUGAUAGUGGCGUCAUCAUUGGCUCUGAAGACGAUGCUGAACAUAGCUCCAUCUCGCUUCUCACAUUCUCAGCCGCCGAUGAGGAUGGUCCACGAAGACAGGCCUCGGCGUUGCAAGAUCACGUCGCUACCCAGCAAAUUUCGCGAAAGAGAGCACAGAGAGUUUUCCUUGCCGACCUAGCCUACACACUCUCUCAGAAGAGCAUCCUCAACUGGCGAGCAUUUGCAGUGGUCAAGUCGGAAGCGAACAUCGGCAGCAAUCUCACAGAGAUCCUCUCUCCCGUUACGUCGGUCUUGUCAUCGAAGAGGCCAGAGCUCAACUUCGUCUUCACAGGCCAGGGAGCUCAGUAUCCACGCAUGGGUCUCAAGCUUAUCCGCUACGAAGUAUUCCGGCAGAGUCUGAUGGACUGCGACGAGUAUUUGCGGUCUCUUGGUUGCGAAUGGUCCGUCCUCACCGAGCUUCGGAAGGCCCCGGGAUCGUCCAGAAUUCAGAAGCCUGAAAUUGCACAGCCCCUUUGUACCGCUCUGCAGAUUGCCACUGUCGACCUUCUCCGAAACUGGGAUAUCAUCCCACAAUCCGUAUGCGGCCACUCAUCGGGAGAAAUCGCGGCAGCGUAUUGUGCUGGAGCCCUUGAUUGCCAGUCUAGCUGGAAGGUUGCAUACUUUCGAGGCGUCUUGGCAGGUCGAUUGGCAUCUGAUAGCUCUCAGAGCAAGACGACGAUGAUGUCUGUUGGGCUCGGCGAGGCAGCCGUACGCCCCUAUCUUUCAAGCAGGCUCUCGGUAGCUUGUAUCAAUAGUCCAGCCAAUGUGACGGUUUCAGGGCCGACCAAAGAGAUCCAGCUCCUAUUUGAGAGACUGGAGAAGGAAGAGAUCUUCGUCAAAAGGCUUCCUGUUGAUGUUGGAUAUCACUCUCCGGCUAUGGAAGUCGUCGCAGCCGAGUAUCAAGAUCGAAUCCGUGGCAUUGGCGCACCUACUGGCUUAACCGCCGAGAGAUUACGCAAGGAGUCUCUAGUAUCUCUCUACUCAUCAACCGAAGGAAAACUCAUAUCUUUCGAGGCUGUGACGAGCCCUUCGUACUGGGUAAAGAACCUUGUCUCUCCAGUUCUCUUCUCAGGUGCUCUCGAAGCCAUGACCGGAUCGAAACAUGGAGGGCAACACUUCCUCGUGGAAAUUGGUCCGCAGUCAGCUCUCAGACGACCUGUGCAAGAUACCUUGACUCCUCACCUCGGCAACAAGGCUGCUAAGAAAUGGCAGUACGUCAGCGUCCUGAAGCCCAACGUCGAUGAUGAUCGAUCAUUGAUGGAGGCUCUCGGCAGUCUCUGGGCAGCAGGCAUCCCGAUUUCUUUGUCCAAGCCAAACCAGGAGUCGACUCAAAUAUCGCGGAAACCGAAGAUCCUGGUGGACCUUCCUUCAUACCCCUUUAAUCGGUCUCGGGAGUUCUGGGAGGAGAGCAGACUGAGUCGCAACUACGCAAAGCGUCCGUACCGUCGGCAUGCUCUUCUAGGCAUCAGAGACCGUGACUGGAAUCCUGAAGAGGGGAGUUGGAGGCACUUGAUCCGAUCCCAAGAGAACCCCUGGAUCCUGGAUCAUGCCUUGAACGGCUCACCGCUCUAUCCCGGCUCAGGUAUGCUUGUCAUGGCCAUCGAAGCCGCCCGUCAACUUGCCGCACCAGUUGAAAGUCGCAUCCGCGGCUAUCAGCUAGACAAUGUACGCUUUUUGAGAGCCAUUGAUGUGGACGACUCAGAGCGCGGCACAGAGGCAAAGAUUGUGAUGCGGCGCCGUCGACAGGCCACCAACACAAGCGGACAACAGCUCUGUUACGACUGGAGGAUUUUUGGGACCAAUGGCGACGACUGGAACGAAUGCGCUUAUGGAAGCAUCAAAGUCGAACUUGAACCGGAGCAAACCUUGGGAUUUGAACAGGCCGCCGCUUCUGAGGCACGUCGGUCCCGCUUUGAGACGUCUAUCAAAGAGCAACUCCAGGCAGACGUCGACAAAUGCCGUUUGGUCGUGCACCCCAGCCAACUGUACAAGAACAUGUCCAAGCGAUCAGGCUUCGAUUACGGACCGUACUUCCAGUUGCUGAAGAACAUUUCCUACGAUAGGGAAGGUCAUGCUACAGCCAUGCUUUCAGCGAGAGAUUACACUUCAAGCAUGCCGUACGCUGGAGAAGACCCGUGCGUGGUUCAUCCAAGCACGUUGGACGCAAUUUGUCACCUUCAGAUGGUCGCCCUAUCUCAAGGUGGAUGGAACGCCGUCCCUACGAUGAUGUUCUCUCACCUGCGAAAGCUGUGGGUGUCGCAGAAACUGUUCGUGGCACCUGGGAACCCCCAGCUGCGAGCUGCAACUCGAGAGACUAUGCGCGCUUUCCGAGAAGCUGAGUGCAGGACACUGGUCACCUUUGCCGAUUCCAAUGAGCCCGUUCUCGUCCUGGAUGGUCAGCGGGGUACAGCCAUCACAAGUCUCAAAUCAGCCGACACAGCUGCUACUUCACAAGGCGAUUCGGGCCAGAAGUUCUAUGGUCUCGACUACAAACCCGACCUGUCUCUCCUGACUGUAGAUGCCAAGAGUCGCUACUUCGCGGCUGCGUUCAAAGAGGAUACCCGAUGCCGCGCCCCUCCGAGAGAGCUCAUCGAUCGUGCCGACGCUAUUGCUCUGCACUUCAUCGAGGCGGCUCUGGAGCAAAUUGACAAGGAAGAUAAGCCGCUGCAAUUCGAUAAUCACUUGGCUCGGUAUGUCAAGUGGAUGCGGCGCGUGCACCUGAAUCGGGAUACGUGGACGCUAGAGUCCCGGGGCCUAAGUCACCUCCGUAUCGAGGAGAUUCUGGAUGAAGCCGAUGGCGAGCCUACGCAGAGACUGACCAAGAAGGUUGGCGAGCAUCUGCACGGCAUCCUCAAAGGAGAAGUAAACGCGCUGCAGGUCAUAUUCGAGGGCAAUCUAGCCAACGAAUUUUAUCACUCUGACAUCUUUGCAACGAACAACAGCAAGAUGGGAGCGUACAUCAACGUCCUCGCCCACGCGAAUCCAAAACUCCGUUUGUUGGAAGUCGGAGCUGGGACCGGGAGCUCAACCGGCCGGAUUCUCCCUUACCUGGCUGCGCAAGGCGUUGAAGGUGGUCCUCCAGAGGCUGUACGCUUCGGUGAAUACUGCUACACAGAUAUCUCGGCUGGUUUCUUCGAAAAGGCGCGCGAGCGUUUUUCUUACGCGGCAAGCCACAUGACGUUUAAGAAGUUGGAUCUUGAGAAGCAUCCUAACAAACAAGGGUUCGCCGAAGGGACUUAUGAUGUCGUCGUUGCAGGCAAUGUGUUGCAUGCCACAAGCGACUUGAUACAGACACUUCGGUAUGUCAGGGGUCUUCUACGGCCUGGCGGUGUGCUUGUACUGGGAGAAACAGUCAAUCUGGACAACGUCCGUGAUGGCCUCAUAUUUGGUCUGUUGCCUGGCUGGUGGCUGCGCGAGGGACAGUGGUGGUCUACCAAUAAAGAGUACCAAGACCAAGGCCCCCUUCUGACGGAAGAGCAAUGGACCACGGUUCUCAAGGAGGCUGGUUUCCCGGGAAUUCAAAUGGCUUUCCGCGACCAUGAACAAAAGCCACAUCACCGAGUCUCCAUCAUCAUCACUACCCGCCCGGAGAAUGAGAGCCUCUCAAGCCAACCGUCGGGAGUCGAUUCGCCCUACAGGAUCAUCAUAGACCCUUCUUCUGCGAUGCAAACCUCUGUAGCCGAGUCGCUCAGAAGCCACCUUGUCUCAGGCUGUCAGCCUAGAGGGGCAGACAUAUCCAGCAUAGUGGACAUUUCAUCAGGAGAUACCAAAUUGAACAGAGACGACACAGUCAUCAGCUUGUUAGAGCUCGAUGCUUCAGUGUUGUCAUCCGUCGCCGCAAGGGAGUUCGAAGCCAUCAAGAAGAUUUCCCUUGAUACUAGGUUCACGCUUUGGUUGACUUAUGGAGGAGCUCCAAAGGCCACCAAUCCCGCAGCCGAGGUCGCCAUUGGAUUCGGUCGAAGUGUCUGUUCAGAGAGAGGAGACCAAGGCUUCGUGACAUUGAACUUGUCCUGCCGGCCUGAGACCCCUAUGGCUGUCACUAGCGCCGUCGACAGCAUCAUGCGUGUUGUUGAGAGAUUGCACAACGUUUCUUGCGCUGGUACUGACAACGAGUCCGAGUUCUCGGAAGACAAUGGCUUGAUCUGCAUUCCUCGCCUUAUGCCUACACCUCAUAUGGAUCAAGCGCUUUCCAUCAAGCAAAAUGGCGACAGGCUCAAGUCGUUCACAUUCAACAGGGAUGGUCCGAAGCCGCACAUCAGUAUCACUAUUGAAACUCCUGGGCUUCUUGACACCAUCUUCUACGCAGAGAACGCCGAGACGGGCAAGGAGCUCCAAGCAGGUGACAUUGAGAUCGAAGUCAAGGCAACCAGCAUGAACUUCAAGGAUGUCAUGAUUGCUCUGGGGCAGAUUCCGGGGCGAAGCUUUGGAUUUGACGGCGCUGGCGUUGUCUCUAGAGUCUCGCGGGAGAGUAACCUUCGCCCAGGCGACUCGGUGUUGUUCUGCAGCUCUACUGGAGGAGGCUUCGGAACAUUUGUGCGCUGCCCCGAACUGCAAACAGAGAAGCUCCCUCCAGGCAUGUCUUUCCAAGUGGCUGCCGCAAUUCCGGCUGUGUGGUCUACAGUGGUGUACUCUCUGGACCACAUAGCACGUCUCAGCCGUGGUGAGACUGUUCUCAUCCACGCAGCCGCUGGAGGUGUCGGACAGGCAGCCGUGCAACUUGCUCAGUUGCGAGGUGCCAAAGUCUUUGCGACUGUGGGGAGUCAGACGAAGCGUGAGCUUGUUAAGCAGCUCUUUGGACUCUCGGACGACCAAAUCUUCAACAGCCGUGAUGAAACUUUUGCCCAAGAUGUGCUUCAUGCCACGGGAGGUCGAGGUGUGGACGUGGUGCUCAAUUCACUAGGCGGCGAGCUCCUUCGUCAGUCUUGGGAAUGCAUCGCACCCUUCGGUCGCUUCAUCGACAUUGGCAAAGCGGACAUCAUCGCUAACAAUACUUUGCCGAUGGGACCAUUUAAUCGAAAUGUGACGUUCUCUGCGGUUGAUCUAGUCGUGGUUCAUGAAGAGGCAAAGCCUCUCAUGAAGAAGAUCCUGCAGGAUGUCACGAAGCUGUUCGAGGAGAACCCUCACCUACACGAACCCAAGCCGCUUCACAUAUUCUCACCUUCAAAGCUCGAGGAUGCAAUGCGCUUCCUCCAGGGGGGUAAGAAUACCGGCAAAGUCAUCAUCGACUACGCUUCCGCGACCGACACAGUAGAGUACCGACCUUCGCAGCUUCAGCACGGGUACAACUUCGACGCGAAUGCCACGUACGUUAUCAGCGGCGGCCUGGGUGGACUUGGUCGUGAGAUUGCUCGGUGGAUGGUCUCGCGCGGGGCCCGGAACCUACUUCUCCUCUCCUCACGUGGUGCCGCAGGACGGCCAGACGCUCUCAAGCUUAUUCAAGAGCUCGAAGCCACCGAUGGAGUCACAGUGCUCGCGCCGGCAUGUAACGUUGUCGACCGGGGAGCGGUCGAGGAUACCCUCCUGAAGGCAUCACGAGAGCUUCCACCGAUCAAGGGCUGCAUACAGGCCGCCAUGGUACUCCGCGAUGACAUGCUUGCCAAAAUGUCUCAUUCGAUGUUCCAUGAGACUCUCGGGCCUAAGCGCGCUGGAUCAUGGAAUCUGCACCAGCUACUGCCCGAUGACAUGGACUUCUUUGUCUUGCUCUCGUCAUUCUGUGGCAUCAUGGGCAAUCGCGGACAGAGCAACUAUGCAGCUGGAAAUGCAUUCGAGGAUGCUCUUGCGCGCCAUCGAGUGGCACAAGGCCUCAAGUGCGUCUCGGUCGACUUGGUGCUCGUCGCUGAGGCCGGUUGGGCCAAUGUCAACUAUGAGUCCGUGACGCAGAGCCUCCGCGCCGGUCAUGACAAUCUCACACAGGCACAGCUGAUGGAGUUGCUUGAUUUGCUCUGCGACCCAGGCUACGACUGCGCAAAGCCUGGCGCAGCUCAGGUCGUCAACAUGGUGGACAGCGCGGCGGACCUGGCGCGCAUGACACAACAAGGGCUCUUGGAUUGGAUGCAGAAGCCCAUUUUCAGCAAUCUUCUCCGUAUGGGCGAGACCGAGGCUAGUAUCAAUGGCCGUGGGGCUGGUGGAGGCAAUGGUGAUGGAAGCGACGACGUCAACCGCCUGGCUCUGGUGAAGGCCGCGCCUGACUUGCCGACUGCCAGCGAGAUCGUAACCCAGGGUCUCGUACAAAAGCUGGCCAAAUCUCUGUCUGUGCCGAUUGAUACGCUUGACGUCGGGAAACCGGCGUACGUUGUUGGUGUUGAUUCCUUGAUUGCGGUUGAGGUUCGGUAUUGGUUCAUGAAACAGCUCCUUGUCGAGGUGCCUGUAUUCGAGAUUCUUAAGAACCAGAGUAUCACGGAUCUGUGUCAGCAGGUGGCUUCCAAAGUUCUGCAAAGCAGCUCGAAGUAG
Messenger RNA from Colletotrichum scovillei, 7959 nucleotides. Its product is annotated as KR domain-containing protein. The transcript is spliced from 3 exons. The record is from RefSeq and is a predicted model, not a curated record. Gene Ontology annotation, molecular function: fatty acid synthase activity; oxidoreductase activity; phosphopantetheine binding. NCBI's taxonomy places the organism in Eukaryota, Fungi, Ascomycota, Sordariomycetes, Glomerellales, Glomerellaceae. The coding region runs from base 1 to 7959 and encodes 2652 amino acids. Gene Ontology annotation, biological process: fatty acid biosynthetic process; secondary metabolite biosynthetic process.